AUGAGUUGCUUAGCAUGGAACUGUCGUGGGCUUGGGAACCUACGUACAGUGAGGGAGCUUGGUGAUGUUAUCCGGGCAAAAGAUCCCUCUGUGGUGUUUUUAGCCGAAACACUUACAAAUGAUGCAAGGCUAGAAUUCGUUCAGAGAAGUAUUGGUUUUGAGCAUAGAUGGGUCGUACCAAGGGUGGGAAGAAGUGGUGGACUAGUUCUAUAUUGGAAAGCAUCAAUUAAUUUGAUGGUGGAAGCUUCAGAUAGACACUAUAUUGAUGCGGUGAUCAAUAAAAAUACGGAUAAUGAGUGGAGAUUAACUGGGUUUUAUGGGGAACCUGAUACAGCAAGAAGACAUGAAGCUUGGGCCAAAUUAAGAGCUCUAAACUCACAACCUGAGAAGCCUUGGCUUUGUCUUGGAGAUUUUAAUGAGAUUCUAAAACAAGAGGAGAAACUAGGGGGAGCUAGAAGACCUUAUUAUCUGAUGCAGCAGUUUAGGGAGGUGAUUGAUGAAUGUGGCUUCAUGGAUUUGGGUUUUGAGGGACCUAAAUUUACAUGGAGCAAACACUUUGAAAGUGGGGUUUCAAUUUGGGAGAGACUUGAUAGGUGUUUGGUUAAUAAUAGUUGGUUCAUGAUGUUUGGAGGGUCAAGGGUGUAUCAUUUGUCUUGCUCUUCAUCGGAUCAUAUCCCAUUAUUUAUCUCCCCAUCGGGUUUGAUUCCUCCAAGCCGGAAAAAAAAUUUUAGGUUCGAACAAAUGUGGCUUUCAAAUUCGGGGUGUGAAGAAGUGGUGGUUUCGGCUUGGGGUAGUGGAAGUGAUGGAAGUGUCGAGAGUAAUAUUUUGAAAAAAAUUGAGCAGUGUGGAAAAGAGUUGGGGUUAUGGGAGAAAAAUGUUUUUGGUAAUGUUAGGGUGGAGUUGAACCGACUAAAAAAAUCCCUAGCCAAAGAAGAAAGGAUAGCCAUGGUGAGUGGAAAUAAUUUUAGGGUCAGACAGAUUAAAAAAGAGAUUGAGGUGAUGCAAGAUAGGGAGGCCAUGAUGUGGGCUCAAAGGUCUAGAAUCCUAUGGGCUAAUGAAGGGGACAAAAACUCUAAAUAUUUCCAUUGUUGUGCUUCUAGGAGAUUCAGGAAAAAUUCUUUGCAGGGUAUUAGAGAUGAGGCCGGAGUAUGGAGAACCAGACAUGAAGAAAUUGGUGAAGUGAUGGUCAACUAUUUUAAGUCUCUGUUUACUGCUUCAGAGGGGAUUAUAUCCACUGGGGUGUUGGAUUGUGUUCAACCACUGAUUGAUGAAGAGAUGAAUGGUGAUUUGUGUCGUGAGUUUGAAGCAAGUGAAGUUGCCAUUGCCCUAAAACAAAUGGCGCCCCUUAAAGCUCCUGGCCCGGAUGGAAUGCCCCCGCUCUUCUACCAACAUUUUUGGAGCACAGUGAACCAGGAUGUUACCUCUUCCAUUCUGUCUUGGUUAAAUUCAGGUACAAUACCAACCAAUUUGAACCAUACUUUUAUUACUCUUGUGCCGAAAUUACACUCCCCUGAAUUUCCCCACCAGUUCCGCCCCAUUAGUCUUUGUAAUGUCCUUUACAAAAUUUACUCUAAAGUUCUUGCAAACCGCCUUAAAAAAAUACUUCCAUCCAUUAACACUGAACACCAAUCAGCUUUCACUAAAGGGCGUUUGAUUUCUGACAAUAUUCUAGUGGCCUUUGAAACACUACACAGCUUACAAAACUUUAGGGGAGGUAAUUAUGGGUAUAUGGCAUUAAAAUUGGAUAUGAGUAAAGCAUAUGAUAGGGUGGAGUGGUCGUAUUUGGAGGGGAUUAUGAGAAAGAUGGGUUUUAGGGAGAGGUGGAUAAAUCUUGUCAUGGGUUGUGUGAAAACUGUAUCAUACUCGGUGUUGGUGAAUGGUGAUCCAUGUGGGACAAUUUUUCCUACAAGGGGCAUUAGGCAAGGAGACCCACUAUCUCCUUUCCUAUUUCUUCUUUGUACGGAAGGAUUGAAUAGCUUAAUUAAAAAGGCUGAUUUACAAGGUGAAAUCCAUGGAUACUCCCUUUGUAGGAGGGGUCCAAAACUAACGCAUCUGCUCUUUGCAGAUGAUAGUUUGAUUUUUUGCAGGGCAACAAUGGAGGAAUGUGGGAAAGUUUUGAAGAUCCUUAAGGAGUAUGAGGAAGCUUCGGGACAAAAAAUGAAUAGAAGUAAAACCUCACUGUUCUUUAGUAAAUCUGUACCAGAGGAGGAGAAGCAUGGAAUCAAAGAGGCCAUUGGAGUCCCUGAAAUCUUGCACUAUGAAAAAUACCUUGGGCUGCCCUCUUUGGUUGGCAAAGGUAAAAAGGCAAGUUUUAAUUACAUAAAAGAGAAGGUAUGGCGGAAGCUUCAAGGGUGGGAAUCUAAAUUGCUUUCACAAGCAGGGAGAGAAGUACUCCUUAAGGCAGUCAUACAAGCCAUCCCUACCUACACGAUGGGGUGUUUCAAAUUGCCAGUGGGUUUGUGUAAUGAGAUUGAGUCUUUAAUCAAGAAAUUUUGGUGGGGCCAAAGAGGUGAUCGAAGAAAAAUCCAUUGGAUUAAAUGGGAGGAAAUGACAAAAUCGAAAACUAUUGGAGGAAUAGGCUUCCGAGACCUUGCUAUGUUUAACGACUCACUCUUGGCAAAGCAAGCUUGGAGGCUAUUGAAUGAUACAUCAUCACUUUUUUACAAAGUAUUCAAGGCUCGUUUCUUCCCAAAUUCAACGAUUAUGGAGGCUACCGACUCUAGGAUGGGGUCAUAUGCUUGGAAAAGUAUCCUUAGGGGUAGAGACAUCAUUCAAAGAGGGGCUUUAUGGAGAAUAGGUAAUGGUGAAAAAAUAAACAUUUGGCAGCAACGUUGGCUGCCAAGAAAACACCCAACGCAGCUGCCAAUCUGUCCCUUGGAGAGCUUUGAGGAGCAUACAGUAGCUACUCUCUUUGAUCCAAUCACAAGAAGGUGGAAUGAAGAAUUGGUAGAUGGGCUGUUUGUGACUGAAGAUGCAGCCUUGAUUAAGAAAAUCCCACUCAACCGUAAUGCAGCAGAGGAUUCUCUUUAUUGGCCAUAUUCUCCAACGGGAAAUUAUACUUGUAAGUCUGGGUAUAGAUUUCUAAAACAAGAGGAGGAGAUGGAAUCAAAUCUGUCAACACCACCAGCAGAUGAGAAGCGGCUGUGGAAAAAAAUUUGGGAGAUGCGAGCCCCUCCAAAGGUGAAAAAUUUUCUAUGGAGAGCUUGCCGCUUUGCUUUGCCAACCAAACAAUCUUUGAUGAGAAGGAAAAUCCUUGAAGACCCAACGUGUGAGAGGUGUAAGAAUGCUGUGGAGGACCCGCUUCACGCACUAUGGUUAUGUCCGGAACUGGAUGUAGUGUGGGCAGAUCAAAGCAUGUGGAGAUUCCGGUAUGAGGUUGGCUUUCUCACUGUCAAGGAGCUGCUGCUAUGGAUGAUUGAUGAAGGGAAAUCACUGGAACUUCUAGCUUUCACGGCAUGGGGAGUAUGGAAUCAGAGGAACAAGACUCGCUUAAUGUUGCAGUCCAGCCCGCUCCAUCAGGUUGCUGCACAUGCACGGACAAGUUUGGUGCAAUACCGAACUCACCUGCAGUUUUCACAGGUUCAAGUGGAGUGCAGCGGCAGGGGAGAAAAUAGAUGGACGGCACCGCCAAACGGUUUUGUUAAGAUGAACUUUGAUGGAGCAAAUGCUAAAUCCUCAAGGAUGUCUGGUGUGGGAGUGGUGAUUCGAGACUCGGAGGGGGCUGUUUUGGCGUCAUGUGCAGAGAAAAUAAACCAACAGUUCAAGGCAGAGGACUUGGAAGCUUUGGCUGCGUUGAAGGCACUAUCCUUUGCUCAUGAGCUGGGUUUCCAGAAUAUUAUCCUUGAAGGUGAUGCGUUGAACUUAAUUCAAGCAUUGAAGGCACAAGAACUAAACUUACUGCCGUGGGGUCUGCUGGUUGAAGAUGUGAAAGAGUAUGGAAAAAAAUUUAGAAGAGUAUUGUAUUUCCAUGUUAAGAGAAAUGGCAAUAGUGUAGCUCAUAAUCUGGCCAAAUAUGCUUUACGCAUACCAGAUUUUCAAGUUUGGAUGGAGGAUGUUCCAUCCCAUAUUGUUCAGUUUUUACAGUUGGAUGUAGCUCAUUUACGUUAA
Messenger RNA from Quercus robur (English oak), 4107 nucleotides. RefSeq lists its product as uncharacterized. NCBI's taxonomy places the organism in Eukaryota, Viridiplantae, Streptophyta, Magnoliopsida, Fagales, Fagaceae. The record is from RefSeq and is a predicted model, not a curated record. The coding region runs from base 1 to 4107 and encodes 1368 amino acids. Gene Ontology annotation, molecular function: nucleic acid binding; RNA-DNA hybrid ribonuclease activity. The transcript has a single exon.